Molecule: messenger RNA, 969 nt
Organism: Cicer arietinum (chickpea)
Lineage: Eukaryota; Viridiplantae; Streptophyta; Magnoliopsida; Fabales; Fabaceae
Source: RefSeq, a predicted model, not a curated record
AUGGCUCGAAUCAAAAUGACUGCAAAACGCAAAAUAUCAUACCAAGAACCAGAGGAAAACCAAGACGUCUACUCAAGCACUGAGUCAGAUUAUCAUGAGGAAAACCAAUCUGAAGCAACUUCCAUGAACACCAUUUCUUCAUCUCAACCAUCCAAAAGCUCAUAUCCUUCUAUUACUCCAAAAAUCGUCAUAAAAUCCUCCUCCUCAACUCCUUCCAGGCGCUCCUCCAGAAUCAUGUCAGGAGCCGUUUCGUCCAACAAGGCACCUCCUCAGGAUAAUACGAUCCAUGUCAUCAACUCUGAUGAUUCAGAGACCACUCCUCCUACUGAACCAUCACAACAGCCUCCUCAUAUGAAGAUUCAAAAUGAUGACCGUCCUGCCUCAAAGAAAAGAAAAACUCGUCAUUCCUCUGUUUCUCAAAACACUGAAGAUGAAACACCUCAUCCUCCACCUGAGGAUACACCAUCACCACUUAUUCCAGAACCAACCUCUCCACUGCGUAACUCUCUUGAAACUACUCCUUCUCCUGCAUCUCUUGUCCCCACAAUAACUCAGUCUUCACCAAUCCACAAACUGACUCCCUUUCGUGAAGCCGAUCCUAUUCCUGAGGAUGCCUCAAAAUCAACUUCUCCUCAACAUAUGGAAGAUGGUGAUGAGUUAUACUUUGAUCUGAAUUUAUCUUAUCCUCCAUCUCCUACGGAUGUGCCUAUGGCUUCUCCUCCCACUGUGCCAGUAGAUGAAGAUGUGCUUCCACCACCAGAUCUUUCGAAAGACCAGAAGAAAAUUCUUCAGCGCUUCACUCACUUUCAGAACUCUUUGGUUCAAUUUGGUCUCAUUCUUGAAUGGGUUACCAAACACUUGGUUCCUACUGUUGCUCCUGGAUAUCAUCCUCUUGAGCUACCAUCCCAGCCAACCUCUCAUGUUCCAUCUCCUUCAUCCUCAUCAGAUGAACCAGCCUCCUCAGAUUAA